AUGCCCUCACGACAACUCCUCUCCACUCUCCUCACCUCCCUCAGCAAUACCCGCUGGUCACUCACACGCACUCUGCGAAGCGACAAUCCCCUCGAUCUCAAUGGCGAGCUACGCGGCACAGCCACCUUCACCGCCCAACCCUCCGCGGGGGACUGGCUCUACUGCGAAGAAGGGGACAUGCCCACCAAUGUCGGCAUCCCCAUGCAGCCCGGCCUGCGCUGGUCGAAGAAGUACAUCUGGCGUCUGGGCCAGGACAGCGACCGCAUCAGCGUGUGGUUCGUGAAGGUCGCGUCCGGCCCGGAAGAGGCCGACUACCUGUUCCACGACUUUGAUUUCGAUGUCGAUACACUGGUGCCAGAGGAGAAAUCGGCCGCGCAGAAGGAUCCCGGCGAGUUCGUGGCCUCGCCGGUGCCGCCCCUGGUACAGGCGUCGGACGCUGGGAAUGAGACCUCUGUGCUGAACGCGCGGGGCAACCACCUCUGUAUCAACGACAUGUACCGGACGGCGUACGCGUUCCGAAUUGAGCCGACGACGGGCCAGGUACUGAGCUGGGCGAGUCGACAUGUGGUCAAGGGGCCCAAGAAGGGCCAGGAGAUUAUCAACCGGUAUGAGAAGGGUGUCUGA
Messenger RNA from Penicillium olsonii, 624 nucleotides. The record is from the annotation of a GenBank genome assembly. Lineage: Eukaryota; Fungi; Ascomycota; Eurotiomycetes; Eurotiales; Aspergillaceae.